Molecule: messenger RNA, 1530 nt
Organism: Cottoperca gobio
Lineage: Eukaryota; Metazoa; Chordata; Actinopteri; Perciformes; Bovichtidae
Gene: rmdn1
Product: regulator of microtubule dynamics 1
Exons: 10
Coding region: 65-991 (308 amino acids)
Cellular component (GO): cytoplasm; mitochondrion; spindle microtubule
Molecular function (GO): microtubule binding
Source: RefSeq, a predicted model, not a curated record
UGCGUACCGGCCUCUAAAUAUGAUGUCUUCAUAACUUCUGAACAUUAAACGUUUGGGCUUGGACAUGGCUGGGAUAGUGUUAAGGCGAUGUGUGAGCAGGACUUUACUGUCUGCAGCACCUGGUGCAAAAGGCAUCAGAACCAGAGGGACAAACCGGUACUACUGGACAUCUUUAAAAAGGACUGCCACUGCUCUGACUAGUGGAAGAGUUGCAUUCCUCCUUGGGCUCCCCACACUUUCCUGUCUGGGUUAUGAAACUUAUCACAGAGUGCAGAGUUCAGCCGUGGUCCACGCUUUAGAAAAAGAGGAGGUUUUGGAGCAGGCUGACUACCUUUACAGCUCUGCAGAGUCAGAGAAGCUGUACCAGCUGCUACUAAACUACAAGGACAGCGAUGAAGCAGAGUUCCUGUGGAGGCUGGCCCGGGCGUCUCGGGACAUGGCCGUCCUGCCCAACAUGGAGGCCGAACGGAAGAAGCAGCUGAUAUUCGAGGGCUUCGAAUAUGCAAAGAAGGCACUGGAGAAGGAUGAGAAGUGUUUCGCCGCACACAAAUGGUAUGCAGUAUGUCUCAGUGAUGUUGGGGAAUACGAGGGAGUCAAGGUGAAAAUAGGAAAUGCUUACAUCAUCAGGGAACAUCUAGAGAAAGCUCUUGAGCUCAAUCCCAAAGAUGCCACUUCUUUGCAUAUUUUGGGUCACUGGUGCUUUGCUUUUGCUGAGCUGCCUUGGUAUCAACGCAAGGUGGCGGCUGUCAUUUUUUCAACACCACCUACUGCCACAUAUGAGGAAGCUUUGCAAUUCUUCUUGAAAGCUGAAGAAGUUGAUCCAAACUUCUACAGUAAAAACCUGCUGAUGCUGGGUAGGACCUACAUGGGCAUGAACGACAAAGAAAAAGCGCUGCUCUUUCUAACCAGAGCAAAAGAGUACCCUGCUCACACACAGGAAGACCGAGAGGUCCAUGGAGAGGCAGUUGAUCUCUUGAAGAAACUGGGAUGAAGCUGUUAUUACCACUGAGUGGAACGUGAUGCUUUCGGGGACGUUUGGACUGUUAAUUGCUCGCUGCUUUUUAACCUGAUUCUGUGAUUAUUAACACACGACUAUGUUUUAUCAUUCAGCUUUGGGUUAAAUUAAAAUUUCAACAUUUAACGUUUGAUAUUGCAAUAGUUAACAGGAUCUCUUGUUUAUAAAUUCAUGCCUGAAUUCCUCUUAAACUUGACUGCUCUCUAGCUUUGGAGGACGCACAUGCUCUUUGUGUCACACCUAUAGAUUGCAGGUUGACUCUGAUAAAACAAAAAAAAAAGAUAAAUGAGCUUUCUGGUCUUCAGUCGCGUUUACUGUAGCUGUCAAUAACAUACUGGAUGGAACAAUAUAACAAUGCAAACCCUAUACAUCACCCUAUAAUUAUUGUAAUCUUCCUGCUAUAAAAGUGAUGUAAGUGGCACAGUUAAAUGCACUUCAAUAAGUUUGAACAGAGACCAAUUGGUGUCUCCAGGUGAACAAAGUGUGAAAACAAUAAAAUGGUGCAGAGUCUCGAG